Molecule: messenger RNA, 1196 nt
Organism: Helicoverpa zea (corn earworm)
Lineage: Eukaryota; Metazoa; Arthropoda; Insecta; Lepidoptera; Noctuidae
Product: mitochondrial coenzyme A diphosphatase NUDT8-like
Exons: 2
Coding region: 146-910 (254 amino acids)
Molecular function (GO): coenzyme A diphosphatase activity
Source: RefSeq, a predicted model, not a curated record
UAAAAAUAUAACUGUGAAAUAUCUAAGCACUCAGCUGUGCUGCUGUCAUUGGAGAUUUUGACAUUUGACAUUAUUUUCAUCUCGCAGCUUCGCAAAAUAUCAAGCUAUAUGUUCAAAGUACACUGUGAUAUCAAGUAUAACUUGUAUGAUACUAAAUAGCUUCAAGGUUUUCAACGUGAGUUGGACUUUACACUCAGUGUAUAUAUUGACUCUGUUAAUGAAUCCCGCUUACAAACUUUGUAAUAAACUAGCCAUGAGUCUCACACCUGGGGCUCUGUUAUCUAGUGCAGCUAAAGAAAGGUGUAUUGCAAGCAUAAGUGAACUGCCGUCCUUCAAUAUUAGAAGUGGAAAAAUAAAAUCCAGUGCGUCUGUCUUAGUCCCAGUAUGCGUGGAAAAUGGGGAAGUAUGUCUUCUAUACACGUUACGAUCUUCAAAUUUAAGCUCACACAGCGGCCAGGUAUCAUUUCCUGGCGGCAAAAUGGAUAAGAAUGAAACUGUUUACGAUGCAGCCCUCCGCGAAACAGAAGAAGAAAUAGGCGUUCCAGCUAAAGAUAUAGAAAUCUGGACAAAAAUGUCUGAAGUUCAAGGUCGAGACCAAAAAAUCCUGAUUACACCUGUAGUUGGUGAAAUUAAGAACUUUGAAAUAAACAAAUUGGUACCAAAUGAAAAUGAAGUGGCUGAUGUAUUCACUAUUCCUAUGAAAGUGUUCUGUGACACAAACAAUCAUGGUUGCAUUAGGUACAACGGCUUUGUUAUCCCAGUGUUCAAUGGUGGUAAGCACAGGGUGUGGGGCAUCACGGGGAUAAUCACACAUCUCUUCUUAAACUCUUUCCUGCCUAGUGAAUUGUAUAGUCCAGAGUUUUUGAGAAAAGAAUACAAAAUAAGUGAACUUAUGCCUGCAAAACUUUAAGCAUAGACAUUGGACCUUGAACCAGAUUGUUUCAUUAGGAAAAUUGAUUUAUUUUUUUAUUUAUUAUUUUAAGUGAUGAUAAUUUAUUUUAAAACUGCAAAACUAGAUUUAUGAAUAGUAAGUACAAGGAAUGUACACAAGGACAGUAUUGUCAUAAAUUUUGGACACAAAAUGCAAUUAAGUACAAUAUGACUAUGUAAUGUUGGUUAACUAUGAUUGGCAUUGUACACAUAAAAGAUAAUUUAUUGGAAUAAAGAACUUUUUAUAUAUAUUUAUAUAUGAGAAA